Messenger RNA from Humulus lupulus (European hop), 1153 nucleotides. Its product is annotated as potassium transporter 11-like. Bases 44 to 1153 code for a protein of 369 amino acids. Gene Ontology annotation, cellular component: membrane. Gene Ontology annotation, biological process: potassium ion transmembrane transport. Gene Ontology annotation, molecular function: potassium ion transmembrane transporter activity. The transcript has 6 exons. NCBI's taxonomy places the organism in Eukaryota, Viridiplantae, Streptophyta, Magnoliopsida, Rosales, Cannabaceae. The record is from RefSeq and is a predicted model, not a curated record.
AAAACUUAGAGGUGAAUUGGUUGAACUCUGAGGAAUAGUUUGAAUGAUCAAGUUGAAAAUGGCUACAAAUAUGAUGACUGAUCAAGGUCCUGAUAGAAAUGGUACUGUGUGGACUAUAGAUCAGAAGCUUGAUCAACCCAUGGACGAAGAGGCUAGAAAGCUUAAAAACAUGUACACAGAAAAGAAGCUUUCAGCAGUAAUGCUUCUGCAACUUGCAUUCCAGAGCCUUGGAGUGGUAUAUGGAGAUUUAGGCACAUCUCCGAUGUAUGUUUUCUACAACACUUUCCCUGAUGGAAUUAAAGACCCAGAAGAUUUGAUUGGAGCUUUAUCUUUGAUAAUAUACUCGCUUACUCUUAUUCCGCUUCUCGAGUAUGUGCUAAUUGUUUGUAGAGCAAAUGAUAAUGGUCAAGGCAGAACUUUUGCUAUCUAUUCAUUACUCUGCCGACAUGCAAAAUUGAGAACUAUUCCUAAUCAAGACCGAAGUGAUUUGGAACUUACAACAUAUAGUCGUUCUACAUUUAGUGAACACUCAUUUGCCGCAAGAACCAAGAGGUGGUUGGAGGGAUAUGCAUUUAUGAAGAACACAAUUCUUAUUCUUGUCCUUAUUGGCUCUUGUAUGGUAAUUGGGGAUGGAAUUUUGACUCCAGCCAUAUCAGUGUUGUCAGCUAUUGGUGGGAUUAAUGUUGGCCACCCCAUGAUAAGUAAUGACAUAGUUGUACUUGUUGCUGUUAUUGUCCUAGCCAUUUUGUUUAGCAUUCAACACCAUGGUAUAGAUAAAGUUGGUUGGAUUUUUGCUCCGAUUGUGCUUCUUUGGUUUCUCUUAAUUGGAGGAAUUGGCAUAUACAACAUAUGGAAGUAUGAUAGCAGGGUUUUGAAAGCUUUUUCACCUGUGUACAUAUACCAGUAUUUUAAAAGGGGAAAGAGAGAUGAUUGGACUUCUCUAGGAGGCAUUAUGCUUAGUCUAACAGGAACUGAAGCACUUUUUGCUGACCUAUCCCACUUUCCAGUUUCAUCUAUACAAAUUGCAUUUACUGUAGUUGUAUUUCCUUGCCUUCUUUUAGCCUACUCUAGACAAGUAGCAUACCUUAUGAACAAUUCAGAUCACAUAGUUGGUGCCUUCUAUCAUUCUAUUCCAGGUUCAUUUUACUUUUAA